UACCUGAGCCUCCAACAGUGCCACAUCCACCGCUAUCGUCAUCACUGGCCGCCAUAUUGGACAAACUGGACUCGCUAGCUGGAGUGAACGAGGCAAGAAGUGGGAGGCAGGUAGCUGGAGAACACAAGUGCUUCGCCGUGGCUUUUAAUGUAACGGCAUUGGUGGCUGUGUUGUUGUCAGUAUAGACGAAACACUCGACUGCACUUCUAUGUGUCGGCAUAACUGAAGAAGUGUAGGAUCUCGGCCACAGAGUCCGAGGGGUAUCGUUUUUCGUUGUUGUUUGGACUUGGUAUUGGUAGACAUGACUUCCUUGACACAGCGGAGCUCCGGCCUAGUGCAGAGGCGGACCGAGGCCUCUCGUAGCGCUGCCACCGACAAGGACAGAGGAUCCGGGGAUGAGGAUUUUGAGCCACGGCGCGGUGACGAACAGGACGACGAAGAGAAGGGAGACUCAAAAGAAACUCGACUCACUCUCAUGGAAGAAGUACUGCUCCUGGGACUGAAAGACCGCGAGGGCUACACCUCCUUCUGGAACGACUGCAUCUCAUCGGGGCUGCGUGGCUGCAUGCUCAUAGAGCUGGCCCUGCGGGGACGCCUGCAGCUGGAAGCAUGCGGCAUGCGACGGAAGAGCCUGCUUGCCAGGAAGGUGAUCUGCAAGUCGGAUGCCCCGACGGGGGAUGUGCUGCUGGACGAAGCCCUGAAACACAUCAAGGAGACCCAACCUCCUGAGACCGUGCAGAGCUGGAUAGAGCUGCUCAGCGGUGAGACGUGGAACCCUCUGAAGCUGCACUACCAGCUGAGGAACGUCCGGGAGCGUCUGGCCAAGAACCUUGUGGAGAAGGGUGUUCUCACCACGGAGAAGCAGAACUUCCUGCUGUUCGACAUGACCACCCACCCGCUCACCAACAACAACAUCAAGCAGCGGCUCAUCAAGAAGGUCCAGGAGUCCGUGCUGGAGAGAUGGGUGAACGACCCUCAGCGCAUGGACAAGCGCCUCCUCUCCCUCAUCUUCCUGGCUCACUCGUCGGACGUGCUGGAGAACGCCUUUGCCCCCCUGCUGGACGAGCAGUACGACCUGGCCAUGAAGAGGGUGAGGCAGCUUCUGGACCUGGAGCCGGAGGGGGAGGGCGCCAAGCCCAACGCCAACGAGCUGCUCUGGGCCGUGGUGGCCGCCUUCACCAAAUGAGGCCGCCGGCUUCCUGGCAACAACGUCUUGGGUUUGUGAUGGGGAGGAGGGGGUGGGUGACAGGAAAUGGAGAUGUUGGGGUGGGGGCAGAGAGAGUGCUGGCCCGCUAUGUAGGAACCAGACUGACUCGCCUCCUACCUGGGCUUCAGGAACGGGCCGCCCCACCCUUCUCACCCUCCCCUCCUUUUUGUUCCUCUUCUUUCUUUAACUGUAGAUAACUAUCCUCCCACCCUUCUCCUUCAUGCUCCUCUUUCUGCAAGAUGUGUCAUUUAAUCGCUCACUUUUUCAAAAGAAAAUGAACCGGAGAAAAACUAAAAUAAAACUCUGAACUUUGAGUUUGAGUACUGGGUAAUGUUACGGACAGCUGACUUGGCUGAAUCAGAGGCCUCCAUUCAUGUUCUCCGUGUCCCUGAACACACAUUUAUAUAUAUAUAAAUAUAUAAAUCCUAAAGUAUAUUAAUCCAACAAUUCUGUUCUUCUGUGUACAUGCACAUUUCAUGUACAAACAUAGCUGCAGUAUAUGAAUGGAAAAUACUCCUGACAAGUCUUGAAGUUGAUUUACUCUGUCAGACAUGACACGAUCGGAAGUCUUUGUCGUUUUCACCUUUCGUUUCUAAAAGCUGCUCGUCAGACCGGGGUCACAGGUGUGUUCCUCCCUUCCUGUCCAGGCGGAGCCUUCUGACAGGUGUGUUCAUCCAUGUCCAGGCGGAGGAACCUUCCACGGUCAGGCCCUCUACAGCGAGGGUGCACCCCUGGCUUGGUCUCAAGAAAAACAAUAUACAUGUGGGUUUAGAGAGGGUAUUUCUAGCAGGGAUUCAACUGUUUUAAAGGAAAAAUCUAUAUUAGAGUGAUCUUUAACCCCUCUGCAGUUUUGACAUCUCCAUGUGCCCCUGUUAAUUUGGUAAUAUAAAGGCACCAUCUGCACAGUUUUCCAUUUAUAAAUGUGAUUUUUCACUGUGUGCAAGAAUUGUGUCUUGCGCUUUGCUUUCUCAUAAUGCUUUCAAAAAUCUAUAAUCAGUUUAUUUUUUUAACUUUAAAAUAAUCAAGACAUUUGAAAAUAAUUCAAUAAAAUCCAGAGAAUGUGGUAGUUUGUGUGCAUACCAAGGUCUGAAUAAAACAAUCAAAGAAUGGGGGUUCACAUUCCAGUUCUUUCUAUAUAAAGACUCGCACAACCCUUCUCUGACUGGUUUGGUUAGCUUGGACUCUUGAGCGCAAUGUCUGCAUUUAUAUAUUUUCUCUGGAGCGGGUGUUGAUCUGGACAUUUGGGGGUUGGUCUACCGGUGCAAGCCAGCCGUUAUUUCUCCCCCCCCCCCCCCCCCUCACGUCUCCUGGAAUUUGUGAGUGUGUGCAAAUGACAAGAAAGCCUUUUGACCAAUCACCAUAUCUUGCUCUUAUUUUUACGUUGCAUGAUUUUGAAACGUUCUUGUUUGGUUUUCUUUUCUCAGAUGCUUAUUUGUAUUCAUUUAAAAUGCAAUAACUUUUUGUUACUACAUUCUUUUUGCUUUUUGUUGUUUUCAAAUCCGUGUAUCUUGGUAAUGGCAUUGCUUUAUAGAAGCUACCUUCAUGUAAUUAUGUAGCGAAGACGGCGUCGGAUCAGCAGUGUUUCUGGGCAGUGAUGCAGAAGUUAAACGCACGUCAGACUGCUGCUCAGUAACGAGGAGCGACUUAGAAAAUGGGCUGAAUCUGUAGAUUUCAUAAUAAAGGGACCUCUAAUCUGUAUACUUUAUUUGACCAUAAAAUAAACUAAGAUCUUGGAAGUGCCUGAAUAACA
Molecule: messenger RNA, 2957 nt
Organism: Osmerus eperlanus (European smelt)
Lineage: Eukaryota; Metazoa; Chordata; Actinopteri; Osmeriformes; Osmeridae
Gene: golph3a
Product: golgi phosphoprotein 3a
Exons: 4
Coding region: 302-1186 (294 amino acids)
Biological process (GO): Golgi organization; retrograde vesicle-mediated transport, Golgi to endoplasmic reticulum; Golgi vesicle budding
Cellular component (GO): Golgi cisterna; cytosol; trans-Golgi network
Molecular function (GO): phosphatidylinositol-4-phosphate binding
Source: RefSeq, a predicted model, not a curated record